This is a messenger RNA of Scylla paramamosain (green mud crab), 2043 nucleotides long. RefSeq names its product CDAN1-interacting nuclease 1-like. NCBI's taxonomy places the organism in Eukaryota, Metazoa, Arthropoda, Malacostraca, Decapoda, Portunidae. Bases 124 to 975 code for a protein of 283 amino acids. The record is from RefSeq and is a predicted model, not a curated record. The transcript has 8 exons.
CCAUUUUACGAUCCGGAUUUAUAUACGACAACACCAGUUUAAAGACUACUCUGCCCUGACAAGUGUUGUGAUUAACUAGCCAGUUGGGCCAUUAGCAGGCCUGACACCCACCAGCAGGACGCCAUGAAGCUGCAGCAAUACACUGAGAUACAGAAAACCAUUAAUGAUAUCUACAGCAAUGGCGAGGGGAAUGUUGUGGCGGCGCUGCUCAAGAAGUUCCCGGACAUUAAGAAGACAACCCUGGGCAGCAUUUGCACUCAGGAGAUUCAGCGCAAGGUGAAGAAAAGCUACCAUCGCUUGAACACACCAGAGAAGACACUGGAGAUAUUCAAGAGCUACACAACACGGGUAGAGGAGGGGGAGGCGCCAGGGGUUCUGGUGAGGAUGGCUCAAGAACUGGACUACAGCCCUGCCAUGCUGGCCAAGCUGGUCCUGGAACACCACCUGAAGACCACCUGUCCAGAUGUUAACAUCAACAAGUCCCAGAUCAACAGCCUUCUGCGGGACACAACACUCAUUGAUGACCGGGACCUGAGCUAUGAGGUGUACCUGUGCCUGUUGGAGGAUGAUGUGUACGGACCGUUCGCAGACAGCAUAAAGCAUUCCAUUGGUCAAGAAUAUGAGUUCCUGCUUUGCCAAGAACUGGAUAAACUCAAUAUUGUUUACCACGAUGAAGGUGAACUGCGCUCCCGAGGCUAUGACAAGACUCCCGACAUAAAGCUGGACAUUCCCAUUGCGGUGGAUGGACAUGUUAUCAACUGGAUAGAGAGCAAGGCGUCUUUUGGGGAUGAGGAGAGUCACCGCACAUACCUCAAGGAUCAGUUUUGGAGUUACUGGAACAGGUUUGGCCCCGGGCUGGUCAUCUACUGGUUUGGCUUCAUAGAGGAGCUGGAUGAGCACCGUGAAAAAGGCAUCAUGCUCCGAGACUCCUUUCCAAGCUCCAUCACCUUCAUGGAUCCUCUCUCUGUGAACUAAUACUUCUAUCGAUCCUCUCCUCCACCAUCAUUUCAUCUACAUUCACCAUUAAUUCACAGCUACAUCUAUCUUCACCAUCAUCUUCAUUUUUCAGUAACUGUAUUCCUCCAUCACUUACUCCAUAUCACCAAUCAUCUCUGACCUCUGACAGCCUCAUCAUUUCACUCACCACCAUUACUGCCAUCACCACCCCCACCAACUCCUCUGUGACGGAUUCAGGAAGGAGAUUCUACGUGGAAAUGGUGAUCAUUAAACUAAGCAGAUCCAGAGGAAGUGAUAGAUAUUGACUGUGAGCAAAUGUUACUUGGUCACCAAGGCAGUGAGGGAAAAGUGAUGCUGAAAUCCAGAGAAAAAAAGUGUUUCAUAAAGAAGACAGUGACAGUGAGACAGUGAGUGAAGACUGGGUGCAAGAUUAGAGUGAGUGGCAGGGAACAUGUGUGAAAAGAAGUAGGUGUUGGUAAAGACAAAUGAGAGAAAAAAAUGUUAGGAAUAUGUAUCUCCCUAGAUUUUUUAUAAACAGGACAUGAUAAUGAAGUUUAACACACAGUUAUGAAUCUGGACAAUAGACAGAAUAGUUGUACAAGCUGGGACCAGUGAUAAUAGACAUGGUACAGUCAUGGCUAAUCAAGUAACACAGCUCUCACUUCCACUGUGUUUAGCAUUCUCCCUCAGUCUUAGGUCCUCCAAUCUACUAAUCUACCUAUUGUCAUUUUUAAGGGAAACAGUUAGCAGAUCAAAGGGCUCGAGUGAGAGGAAAUUUGAAACAGCGGAAGUGAGUGCAAAAGGUUACUUGAUUUCUGAGCACCACUGAAGCUAAUACCUGACUGACACUGUAGGAUAGGAAUAGGACAUAUGUUAGUGGAAAUGGUAAAGAACAAAAUGAGCGAGUAAGAAUGAAGUGGUAAAUAUAAGCUCUUGUAGUGUUCAUAAUGUAAAGAAUGAGGUAUUUUGAGUGAGUUCCUGACAAAAUGGUUAUAAUUCUUUGUGAGUACUGAAGAGGAAGUGUGCUUGUCUCUAGUCUAAACUUUGCAGCACUUACAGGAAUAAAAAUAAAGGUAAUACAGACAG